CAGGACUUUGUAGAUAUAGAGAGGGUAUUCUAGAGUUCUCUGAGAGAGAGUAUCAGGUAGGCGCUCAAGAGUGAAGAGUGAAAAAUCUAUGGAGCAUCUCAAGAAGUUGUUGGGGUUGCUACUCGCGGUGUGCACCGUGCUUGUGAUUUCGCCGGAGGCGUCGGCCACCAGGUGGAUUGUCGGAGGCAACAUGGGUUGGAGCCCCAAUGUGAACUACACUAUUUGGGCUCGGGACAAACACUUCUACAAUGGCGACUGGCUCUUUUUUGUGUAUGAUAGGAACCAGCAGAGCGUACUGGAGGUGAACAAGACAAACUACGAGACAUGCAAUACUGAUCAUCCACUUCACAACUACACUACAGGAGCUGGACGAGACGUGGCUCCUCUGAAUGUAACUCGCGAUUACUACUUCGUGAGUGGAAAUGGAUUCUGCUUUGGAGGAAUGAAGGUUCACGUUCAUGUGGAAAACCCACCACCACCACCUGUAGUUUCUCCUAUAAAGGCUGCUUCCUCCACUCUCUCUUCUUCAGGUCACGUUCUUGUGUUGCCUGUAGCUUUUGCCAUUGGUGCAGCUUGGGAUGCGUUCCUUCAUUUCUGGUGAGAUCAUGACGAUGGUGAUUCUGAGCCCAUCUCUGAAAGAGAAAAGGACUUGAAAAAGGAAAAAAAAAAAGUAGUUUUGUUGUUUUUGCUGAUGUAAUCCUGCAUUGCGGGCUGAAAUUGGGGUGAGGUGAAGUACAUGUUUGGGUGGUGUUUGAUUUUGAAGAUGUAUUUGGUGAUCUAAUUUAUUUUGGUGUAUUGAUUGGGUUAAUUUAUUGGAGGAUUCAAUUGCGGGAAAAAUUGUUGUUUGGACUUUUAGGAACUUCGCCAUGUGAGUGUGUAUUAGUCCAUGUUCCAUUCAAAUCUUUAUUCUUCUUUGGGAAAAAAAUGCACAUAAUCUCAGCUGUACUUGCUUUGUUUUAAGUCCAGACCUAGACCCCAAGAAUUGAACCCAUUACUGGAACGUAUCCAAUCUGGACACUGCCUUCGAACUACAUGAAAUUCGAACCAUGAUCUUGGUC
Molecule: messenger RNA, 1058 nt
Organism: Prosopis cineraria
Lineage: Eukaryota; Viridiplantae; Streptophyta; Magnoliopsida; Fabales; Fabaceae
Product: lamin-like protein
Exons: 2
Coding region: 89-601 (170 amino acids)
Cellular component (GO): plasma membrane
Molecular function (GO): electron transfer activity
Source: RefSeq, a predicted model, not a curated record